AAACGACCAGUUUGACACUGCCGUACGGGAUGAUGCAAUUCCAAGCAGCUAGAAGUAAGUUUAACUUAUUUCGUGUGCAUCAGAACGUCAGCGGCCUGUUUCGUUUAACCUUUUACCAAGUGAAAGCUGAAAAGCGUGUAAUUAAAGUGAACAACACCUCCGAAAACAUGACCGGGCGCUUCCAAAACGAACCACCGUCCACCGGCAAUCGGAAUCUACCGCUGAAAACACCGAAAGGUACGCGAGACUACGGACCCGGAGCGAUGGCACUGCGGCAACGCUUGCUCGACCAGGUGGUACGGGUGUUCCGGAAGCACGGUGCCGUACCGCUCGACACGCCCGUCUUCGAACGGAAGGAGCUGCUGGCAGGACGGUACGGGGAAGAGGCCAAGCUAAUCUACGAGCUGCAGGAGCAGGGCGGUGAACCGUUGGCCCUGCGGUACGAUCUAACCGUCCCGUUCGCACGGUACGUCGCGCUGCACAAUCUCUCCUCGAUGAAACGGUACCAGCUCGCCAAAGUGUACCGUCGGGACAAUCCGCAACCGGCACGCGGUCGCUUGCGGGAGUUCUACCAGUGUGACUUUGACAUUGCCGGUACGUACGAUUCGAUGCUACCGGACGCGGAGUGUGUGAAGGUAGUGUGCGAGGUAUUGCACCAGCUGGAUAUUAGGGCAUUUGUAGUGAAGGUAAAUCAUCGGAAGUUGCUGGACGCACUGCUGGAGGUGUGUGGAGUGCCGGCGGAGAUGUUCCGUACGGUUUGCUCCUCCAUCGACAAACUGGACAAGUUGCCGUGGGAUGCAGUGCGAGAGGAGUUGAUCCUGCAGAAGGGCUUGCAGGUGGAGACGGUGGAGCAAAUCGAACUGUACGUCACACUGCACGGAGGUCUCGAACUGGUUGACCGAUUAGCCGACGAUGAAAAGCUGAACUGCCUCGCCAGGGCGAAGGAAGCGUUGGACGAGUUGCGACUGUUGUUCCAGUACUGCGCACUGUUCCAGGUGGCGGACAGGCUCUCGUUCGAUCUUAGCCUGGCCCGUGGACUCGACUACUAUACGGGCGUUAUAUACGAAGCCGUACUGGUUGGGGCCGACGACGACAACGAAAGCACCCAAGCAGCGUUCGUUGGUUCCGUUGCCGGCGGUGGCCGGUAUGACAAUUUAGUGGGCACGUUUAAUCCACACCGGAAACAGCUGGUCCCGUGCGUCGGAGUAUCGAUCGGGGUGGAACGGUUGUUCUGCAUCAUGGAGGCAAGGACCAGGGAGGAACCACGCACCAACGACACGCAGGUGUACGUGGCAUCUGUCCACAAAGGAUUGCAUCUGAAGCGGCUGGAGAUACUCAACCGGCUGUGGGCGGCAGACAUUGGUGCGGAACACUCCUACAAGAGAUCUCCCAAGCUGCUGGAUCAGCUGCAGUACUGCGAACAGUACCGAAUCCCGUAUGCCGUCAUCAUUGGGGAUGGUGAGCUGGCUCGUGGUGUAGUGAAGCUGCGAAACGUUGCCACCCGCCAAGAGGAAGAAGUGGAGCUGGAAAUGCUCAUCGAGAAGGUUUCCAGUCAGCUUUUAAACGGUCCAUAA
Anopheles merus is the source of this 1574-nucleotide messenger RNA. Its product is annotated as histidine--tRNA ligase, cytoplasmic-like. Lineage: Eukaryota; Metazoa; Arthropoda; Insecta; Diptera; Culicidae. The record is from RefSeq and is a predicted model, not a curated record. Gene Ontology annotation, cellular component: mitochondrion; cytoplasm. The coding region runs from base 30 to 1574 and encodes 514 amino acids. Gene Ontology annotation, molecular function: histidine-tRNA ligase activity; ATP binding. The transcript has a single exon. Gene Ontology annotation, biological process: histidyl-tRNA aminoacylation; mitochondrial translation.